AUGGUGCAUAACGUGCAAAUCGAACAAAUAAUCCCACAAGUUAGUCGAUUACGGAGUAUUGCCUCGCAGGUUAUAGCAUCGUUGUCAUCAAACUUUCUCCUACUUGAUAUUGGGAUGGCAGUCAACUUCACAACCAUAGCGUUACCAGUACUUCUUAACGCACCUGAUGGAUUAUCACUUAAUGAUAUUCAAGCGUCUUGGUUUGGCAGUCUCUUAUUUCUCACGCAACCCUUUGGAGCGGUCCUCUCUGGCCCUAUCGUAGAUUAUUUUGGAAGAAGGCUGGCAAAUUUCUUAGUUAAUUUGCCCCAUUUAAUAGCUUGGAUACUUAUGUACUUUGCGUGGAAUAUACCUACGCUGUUUAUAGCAACCGCUUUACUGGGAAUAGGAACUGGUAUAAUGGAAGCACCUAUUACCGCUUAUGUGGGAGAAAUAAGCGAACCGUCAGUACGCGGUGCACUAUGUACCUUCACUCAACUAUUUCUAUCACUGGGUACAUUUAUAAUGUUUUUCAUCGGAGCUGUUGUUGACUGGCGCCAUGCGGCGUUGAUUAGUAUUGCGGUUCCCUUAAGCGCAAUGGCUUUAGUGAUUUUUGUUCCAGAAACACCAGUAUGGUUGUUAUCACGUGGAAGAGAAAAAGAAGCUCUAAACUCACUCUGUAAGAUUCGGGGAUGGACAACCCCGGAUAACGUCAGAAAGGAGUUUGAUCAAAUAGUUGAGCACAAUAAAAAAUUACAAAACUGCGUCAUUUGCUACAAGUUAUACAAUCUAGAUACACAAACCUGCGAACACUUCACAAUGAACCCUAUCAGAAGAUCACUGUAUAAGUUCCGACACGUUAUUAUUACCAAGGAGACGCUGAGACCGUUGAUUUUCAUAAUUAUUUACUUCUUGUUCUACAUAAUGAGUGGUGUCACACCCCUGAAACCAAACUUAGUUAACAUCUGCGGUGCUUUUGGUAUGGCACAGGAUGGAAAAGAAAUUAUUAUAUACUUCGGCAUCAUAAGUAUAAUUGCAAGCAUCUUCAUCAUCGUUACGAUAAGGAAAGUUGGGAAACGUAAAAUGGCCAUGAUAUCUAUGCUUGGAACAGCCAUUUCCAGUACAGCUUUAAGCGUAUAUGCGAGAAAUAAUUUAAGUGACUCAGUAUUUUCCUACGACACCACAACCUUUCCCAAGGAACAGAGUUAUGUCCCUUUAAUUUUAUUCUACUUAAUGGCUUUUUUUUCUGGAACCAACUUACCAUGGAUCCUGGUUGGAGAAGUUUUCCCCUUCAGAAGUCGAGCAUCUGCUCAAUGUAUUUCCGUAGCAUGCUUCUACGUCUUCACUUUCAUCGGCACAAAAACUCUACUUGACCUGGAAACCCAUAUAAGGCUGUGGGGCACCUUUGCCGUUUACGCUGCAUUUGGCUUUCUUGGCACAAUUUUCUUGUACUUUUUCUUACCAGAGACAGAGGGCAUGAUUUUAGAAGAUAUAGAAGUGUUCUUUAACAGUGAUAAAAUACAAACGUUUGCUAAUGAUCCGGUGAUAAACAAGUUAAAACGAUUGACGAGAAGAAACCAUUCUAAAUAA
Parnassius mnemosyne (clouded apollo) is the source of this 1566-nucleotide messenger RNA. Lineage: Eukaryota; Metazoa; Arthropoda; Insecta; Lepidoptera; Papilionidae. The record is from the annotation of a GenBank genome assembly.